GACUUUACCCUGGGUUAGAGGGAGCCCUUCCAGAAAUUCUCAGAGGCCUGGGUCAAACCCAGGCCUUUGAGGGGGUUUGGAAAUAGUUUUCAACCAGCAAUUGACGCGCCUCGGUUAGUACCUCACUAGCUGCGUCAUUGCCCCAAGCGCAAAGAUGCUUUGGAUGGUGCUCGCUUCCUUCGUUUUGUAGCCCACUUUCCUUCCUCUGCUUUCUUCUUUCUCCGAUGUGGGACGAGCCUUCAUGGCAUCCCUCUCCGGUUAUGCCCCUUCCUCUCGCUCGUCAGAUCACUUCGCGACGACGAUGCUGUGGUGAGCUAAGAAUCUGACGGAUGGCAGAUGAUAACAGUUGCUUCACGUUCAUCACUGUUCAUUUACAAUUUCGUCAUCGCAAGAAAAUUACGGGCUGCCCUUUUUACGCGAUCCGCAAGAUACUGCUCAAAUUCGGAUCCUGAGGCACUCGUUUCGUGUCUCCUCUUCGAGAUAAGCUCCUGCUCUUCUAUAUCCUAUUGCCAGGCAAUUCACGGGAGAGUAGCCAAGUCUUUGGAUUACGGUGAUGGGUUCAUUGGUGACUGUCUGGUGUCGUCUUACACCAAAUUGGGGUCGGGCGAGGAUGCGCAGAAACUGUUUGAUGAAAUGCCUAAUAAGGACGUGGUCUCCUGGAAUUCUUGGAUUUCGAGUAUUGCGAGGAAAGAGUGCAUUGGUAACUGCUUGUAUGCAUUUUGUAGGAUGAAAUCAGAGAUUAGUGUGAGAAUGAAGCCCAAUGGGGUUACCCUUCUGCCAGUGCUUUCGGCUUGUACCAGUACAGGGGCUUUGGAUGAAGGGAGGUACAUUCAUGGGGUUGCGGUGAAAUGGGGUGUGCUAUCUGACACCAAGGUUGCUAAUUCUCUUAUUAACAUGUAUGGGAAGCUUGGUUUUGUUGAUGCAGCUUGUGUAUUGUUUGAGGCAAUGCCGGUGCAGAACCUAGUGUCAUGGAACUCAGUUGUUGCAAUUCACAGACAAAAUGGUUUUGCACAAAAUGGACUCUUAUUGUUUAAUUUAAUGAGAAGGGCUGAGGUUAAGCCUGACCAAGCCACUUUGGUGAGCUUGCUUCAGGGUUAUGCAGGUUUAGGUGUAGGAAAACUUGGAGAGGCCAUUCAUGGUUAUAUCUAUAGGUGUGGUUUUAAUGAAGACACCAACAUUGGAACUGCACUUCUAAGUUUGUACACGAAGUCAGGGAAGCUAAAUGCAUCAUGCUGUGUUUUUGGAGAGAUAAGAGGGCCAGAUAGAGUAGCUUGGACUGCCAUGCUUGCAGGAUAUGCUGUGCAUGGGUGUGGAAGAGAAGCAAUUAAGCUCUUUGAACACAUGGUUAAUGUGGAAGGUUUGGAUCCCGACCACGUUACCUUCACUCACUUACUAAGUGCUUGUAGCCAUUCCGGGCUCGUCGAGGAGGGGAAGAAGUACUUCAGGAUUAUGACUGAAGUUUAUGGAGUUGAACCUAGGUUGGAUCACUAUUCGUGCAUGGUUGAUCUCUUGGGACGAUCGGGGCUUUUGAGAGAUGCUCGUGAGCUAAUAGAGGCAAUGCCAAUGAAGCCCAAUUCCGUCGUGUGGGGGGCUCUUCUUGGUGCUUGUAGAAUUUAUGGUAACAUUGAACUAGGGACAGAAGUUGCAGAGAGACUGUUCGCUCUAGACCCGUCAGACCAUAGAAACUAUGUUAUGUUAUCGAAUAUUUAUUCUGCAGCUGGUUUAUGGAAGGAUGCUUCAAGGGUGAGAACCUUAAUGAAGGAGAAAGGCCUCUUUAGAAAUCCCGGAUGCAGUUCUGUCGAACACGGAAAUAAGUUGCAUUCCUUUGUAGCGGGAGAUCAGUCACACCCUGAGCGUGAAAAGAUAUACUUAAAAUUGGAAGAACUGAUGAGCAAGAUCCGGAAGGCUGGUUUUGUGCCUAAGACAGAAUUUGUUCUGCACGAUGUCGACGAGGAAGUGAAGGAGGAAAUGGUUAAUAGGCACAGUGAGAAGUUGGCCAUUGCAUUUGGCCUUUUGGUGACUCAUCCUGGUACGCCAUUGAUUAUAACCAAGAACCUUAGAAUCUGUGGAGACUGUCAUGGCGCUGCAAAGCACGUAUCGUUGAUUGAGAAGCGCACGAUCAUAAUUCGGGACUCGAAGCGGUUUCACCAUUUCGCCGACGGAUUAUGCUCCUGUGGAGAUUAUUGGUGAGCUCUUUGUCCUUUCAUGGGAAUGUUUCAUGAUAUGUUUGUAUUAGUUAUUGCAUCAAUUACAUGAUUUCCCAUAAAUAGCUACAUUUUGCUUUCCUGCUGCAUAUAAUUACUUGCCCUCCAUGUCCGCUUGAGCUCUCAGCACCGACACUACAUUUGAUUUGUAAAAUGGAAUGGGAUGCAAAAAGGAAUGAAGUAAAAAAUUGAUCGGAGAGCAGCUAGAAAUUUGAUU
This is a messenger RNA of Malania oleifera, 2421 nucleotides long. RefSeq names its product pentatricopeptide repeat-containing protein At5g40410, mitochondrial. Gene Ontology annotation, molecular function: zinc ion binding; protein binding; RNA binding. The record is from RefSeq and is a predicted model, not a curated record. The coding region runs from base 337 to 2190 and encodes 617 amino acids. The transcript has a single exon. Gene Ontology annotation, biological process: RNA modification. Lineage: Eukaryota; Viridiplantae; Streptophyta; Magnoliopsida; Santalales; Ximeniaceae.